Micromonas commoda is the source of this 1929-nucleotide messenger RNA. RefSeq names its product voltage-gated ion channel superfamily. Gene Ontology annotation, molecular function: voltage-gated potassium channel activity. The record is from RefSeq and is a predicted model, not a curated record. Gene Ontology annotation, biological process: regulation of membrane potential; potassium ion transmembrane transport. The transcript has 2 exons. Bases 1 to 1908 code for a protein of 635 amino acids. Gene Ontology annotation, cellular component: membrane. NCBI's taxonomy places the organism in Eukaryota, Viridiplantae, Chlorophyta, Mamiellophyceae, Mamiellales, Mamiellaceae.
AUGUCGAAGGUCACGCCGAUUAAGGGCGCACCGCCACCGGCCGACGACGAACCGGAGAUGACGGAAGAGGAGCGUCAGCUAGCGGACGGCGUAGCCAAGCUCGCCGAGCUGACCGCAAAGUACGAGCAGUCGCCGUACCUCCUCGAUCCGCGGUCGAGGUUGAUGAAGCGCUGGGACUUGAUCAUCGGGAUCGCGCUGGUGUACACCGCGACGAUCACACCGUACGAGGUGGCGUUUCUCGACAGCAAGGCGGGCGGGAGCACCCACCCGAGCCUGCCCACGUUCCCCAUCUACAUCAUAAACGUCAUCGUGGACCUGCUCUUCUUCGCCGACAUAGUCGCGCACUUCAACCUCAUAUACUACGACGAUCAGUUGGCGAACGGGACGUACGUCACGGACAGACGGAAGAUAGUGCGACGAUACAUGCGGGGUUUCUUCGUCGUGGACGUCGUGUCCAUCAUCCCGUUCCACGAGAUGGAAUCCGCGGGUGGCCUCAAGGCGCUCAAGCUGCUGCGUCUGCUGAGGCUGGUGAAGCUGCUCCGGAUCCUGCGCUCGGGGCGCAUCCUGAAGAGGCUGGAGGACAACUUGAACGUGGACUACAACGUGCUGUCGCUCGUGAAAUUCAUCCUCGGCACGCUGAUGAUCGCGCACUGGCUGGCGUGCCUGUGGAAGCUCACGGCGAGGACCGUCGCGGAGAAGGACGACUGGGUCACCAGGUACUACAGUAACUUUGUCGACGCGGACCUGUUUGCGACGUGCUACGCGGAGACGGAGCUCAACAACGAGCUGCACGCGUGCAUGAACCUGUCCCCGUGGAACAUGUACAUCGCGGCGCUGUACUGGGCGCUGGUGACGAUGAGCACCAUCGGCUACGGAGACGUCACGCCGACGCGAACCGAGGAGCGUUUCUUUGUCAUCCUCGCCAUGCUCAUCGGGACGUCGGUGUUUGCCUACGUCGUCGGCAGCGUGUGCGGGAUCGUCGCGAGCAUGGACAAGAAGAGCAACGAGCACCACGAGCGCAUGGACACCCUCAACGCGAUGUCCCGGGAGAUGCAGGUUGGCGACGAGCUCCAGAUGAGGCUCCGAGAUUACUUCCGAUACCGACACACCAGCACCAACAUCGAGGAAUGGUUCGAGCUGCUCGAGCUGAUGUCCCCGUCGCUGCGCGGCGAGGUGGCGCUGAAGCAGUGCGGAAGCUGGAUCAACAACGUCCCGUUCUUCUCGGGCGCCCCCGACGGCUUCAUCGUGGACAUCGCGCUGAAGCUAAAGACGGAGACGUUUCCGCAGGGCGAGGAGAUCGUCCACGCCGGGCAAAUCUCCACCAAGAUGUACAUCGUGGAGCGGGGCGUCGUGGGAGGUAAGGGGAGGGUGUUCACCAGCGGCAAGGUGUUCGGCGAGGAGGUUCUGGGCGGCGGGUCCCAGGCGGCGUUCACCGCGAGGGCCAUGACCUACUGCGACGUCUUUGGCUUGCUCGGGACGGAUCUGGACGACACGGCGGCGUCGUAUCCGGCGAUGCAGAAGCGGCUGCGGGUCGCCGGUUGCAGGGGCAUGAUCAAGGAUUCGCUGCUCGCGUUCGCGCAGGCGUGGGGUCACAUCGAGAAGGGGAUCAAGGUUAACCCCAACGGCGGCGUGGAGGACGCCGAGAGGGAUCCGCACGUCUCCGUCGCGGAGCUCGCGGUGGUUCGAAGGAAGGAUGACAUCUUUCGAUUCGCGCUCUCCGUCGCGAGGGACGGCUCGGCGAAGCCGACGCUGCCGUCGGAUCCAGCCGGGGCGUUCAAGGCGAUCAACCGGACGUUCAUCGACGACUCGAGCGGCGCGGGCGCGGGCGGGGACAAGGUUGACAGGGUGCUGAGCGCGGUGGAGCGGCUCGAGAGGAAGCUCGCGGCGCUGGAGGCGAGGAUUAAAUAAUUUAUGUGCUUUAGUUGUGUC